AUGUACAGCGCAAAACACUCUAAAGCACAAAGUUGUGCCUAUUUCUGCUCAAAGAAUGUCUUGGUGGCCCUCAACACUCUAUACAUCGUAAGUACGCGGCGAAGAAUUUCAUAUUUGUGUAGCAGCGAAUCAUCACGAGCUUAAAAUAUUGUUUGGACUAGGAAAAUGAUUUUAAGGCUUACGUGGCAUUUUGCGUUUAUUUUGUCUGUAUUUUAAGCUUCUUAUCAGAUUGAUGAAAUGUAAAUCGUUGACUACUUAAAGUGAUAUUGAGACCUAGAAACUGGCAACUUUAAUGGCGGUUGCCGAAGGAAAUGUUUAUAAACCAGGUUAUAAACCGCUGUUACCGUGUUGUUCAUUUGCAUGCCAACUGCUGGAUUAAAAUUGUUCAGGACUGAAAUUAAAGUGACAGUGGGUUUUGUACUGUCACCACUAGCUUGAAGAACAUUCUAAUCACGCUAAAACUUCUAGAUCGCCGCCACUUUAUGUAUUUCUGAUUUGUCUUUGUUAAAAUCAACUACUGUUUUUUUAAUCUUUUAUGUUUUAGUAGUCUUAUUGAGCACCUUGCCGUUCCACGUUUCUUGCAUAAAUAAGUUUGAGUUAUUUUGAGUGGCACGUUUAACUAAUAGGCCACCAAUCCCAUCUAACAAUCAUUGAGUUUGGGUUAUCAAGUUUUAUUUACAAGAAAUGAUCCAUACAUCGUUCAAACUGCUGAAAGAUUGUAAUAAGCUGGUUUGAAUUCUACAAGACAAAAAAUCAUUUAUCCAAAAUAUUUUGAAUGCAAUUUUGAAGUACACAUUACUGUUUCAAUUUUUCAAAUUUUCUAGGUUCCAAUCUAACUAUCUACUAGGUAAUCCCAAUUACAUAUCAACAAUGAAAUGCUUCUUUGAUAAGUUUGCAAUAAAGCAUAAUGGGGCCUGGCCCUGUAUGUCCUGAUGUAGUGCUCAAUACUUACAGUCAAGACAGGUCAAGCGUAUCCCCAAGAUUUUAUUAAUGAAAUGAUUAUUUUAAUAAAUAAAUCCAUUAGUCAUUCCCAUAACAAGUGUCAAAUUGAAAUCUGCAUUCCUGUAUGUGUAGUGAGAAGUGAAUAUUUUACGAGAACUUCUCUGCAUUUGGUCAGACUGAAAAUCUUUGAAUGGAUAGAGUUACUUUGAAGUUCAGGGAAACUGAGCCAGUAGACAUUUCAUAACUGUCUGGCGAGUGAAUCCACUGCUCGUUAUGCAUGCAAGAAUGCAGAGAUGAAUCUGAAAUCUACAACUACCAACGGAUUUAACUUUCGAACAAUUCAUUAAAGGAACCUUGGGGAGUAUGCUUGACCUGACCUGACUGUAAAUAGGUCUACACUGCAUGUAAGGACGAUCCAGGAAUUUUUUAGUAGGAUCUAAACUUUUACUUUACUUCCUUCCAUGUUUUUAGAAUAAACUUCAUUAUUAGAGAAAUUGAAUAUGUAUUAAUUAAGUCCUGGGGGAUUACUUCUAUAUAUUAAGGACGACACAAACAAAAAAUUGAAUUACACUCUAUGUAAGGUUCUUAUCAGAAAAAGACUUGCUAUUCAAGGGAAAAACAAAGGAUAAGAAUAAAUGAUAAAACGUACUAAACCUUCAUUAAACUGUGUUCAUACUACGAACUGAUGAUACAGGGGAGGAUCCAGGAUUUUUUUCAGGAGGGGGUGCACUCGUCUCUUGCUCUACUUCAACACCAAUAACCCACAUUUUUUUUUUGCAGAAUACCAGUUGUAUUAGAAAACCAAAGGUCAUCUCAGGGGGGGGGGGGUGCGCACCCCCUGCACCCUCCCCCUAGAUCCGCCCUUGGGAUAGUUUGUUUCUUAUGUAGCUGGGUAACCUAUAAUCUAAGGAUCAGACUGAGAACACAAUGCCAAGAAGGGUAAAAAUGAUACCCUAUUGAAGGAUUGAGACCCUCAAAAGCCAUACCCUAAUGGGCGGCAUGUACCUUCAUGUAUCUUGCCCUUAUAUUGGAGUAGGCCCCCUCCCCCUCACCCCCUGAGAUUAAGUAACAUAACUUAAUGCUUAAGAAGUGGUGCUUCUCAAGCUGCAUUAAUUGCACCAGGAAAGUUGAGAACGAUGACUUUUCAGUAAUAGUUUUUUAAGUCUGCAAACUCUUCAGGGAUGCCACAUGUUAUGUCUCAUGAUACAUUCAAUUUUAAUUUAUAAGUUUAAAUUCUGUGUCAUUCCAAUCAUUUAGGGUCAUUUAGGAAUGCUAAGCAAACACAGCCAUACUAACAUUACCCUGAUAGAAAACAGCUGAUAUUGUGACACUAUAUGCCCAGUAUAAUACUAUUACACACUAUUAUAUUAUACACAAUAAUACUAUUACUGGUUUCCCCACUAAAUGACAUUUAAGAAACCCUGGGAAACAAUUAAUGGCGUCAUACUGAAAAUUGUUCUAUACCUUUUAUUCUUCUGCAGUGUUCGAUGUGUUGCUUAUUAAUUUUUUUGUUGUUGUUUUCUUUUUUAGUUUAUAGCCUUGAUAUUAAUAGGAAUAGCUGUUUAUGCAAAAACAUCAGCUCAAAUAACAAGUUUGCCGAUCCUUGGUGGUGUGGUUGCAUGUGGUGUCUUUCUUCUGCUCGUUGCAAUAUUGGGUGUGGUUGGUGCUGUACGGCACAACCAAGUUAUCUUGUUCUUUGUAUCCUUUGCCAAUUAUUCCUGACCAUCACUUUUUAAAUUUUGUUUGCAGGUAUUAAAGUUUAUUGCUUGAUUGCUAAAUGUAACUUUGUUAUUCCUUUUACAAACCUUAACUUUCUUAUUUAGUAUAUGGUUAUUAUGUUUCUUCUCUUUAUUAUCCAAAUGUCUGUUUCAAUUGCUGCGGUAGCUAUCUCUCAUGACCAACAAGCCAGUCUUAUGGAGGCAGGAUGGAGUAGAUCAUCUGAAAAAAUAAAAGAUAAAAUCCAGAUUUUAAAAGAUUGUUGUGGAUUCAAAAAUAAGUCAUUAAUAAGUGGUGACUCAACUAUGGACCCUGCUGUUAAAGCCCUUGGACAUCCUAGUUGCUCAGAAGUAAGUUAAAGGAAUUUGUUGCAUAUUUCGCUGACCAGUUCUAAUUCCAUUUAUUUGUUUUUUAAAAAAUCUGAAAGAUUAUCUCCUUGAUACUCAUUCUGUGCCUUAAUUUUAUGUUUUCUGUACACUCUGCACCCAAGCAGGUAAUUACUGAGUAAUCUAGAUCACUAAGAAUGCCUAUCACAGUGUGAAACCUUGAUAUAACAAAGGGUCAAGGGACUGGCAAAAUUUGUUUGCUACAAUGAGGUUUCGUCAUAUCAAGGUUCUUUUUCAUGUAUUUUAUCAUUCCUGGGGUAAAGAAAGUCGCUUGUUAUAGUAAGGACUUGGUUAUAUAGAGGUUCGUUAUACUGAGGUUCCACUGUAACAGAAUAUCUCAGCUUUGAUAGACUUCCUAGUCACAUUAACUUACAAUAAUUUAAUUAACUUUUGUUCAAUGCGUUUAAUAUUAUGUUACAGUGUAUGUGAGUGACUAAACAAAGAAAUGAUUAAAUAAUUAAUUUUGUCACUUCUUAAGCGGUCAAAGGCCACGUUUUUUUCUGGGGAGGAGCAUAUGAGCACCACAGGUGCAAAUAUCUGAGACAAUCGUGACUCGAUAUAGUUACUAGGGGGUCGUGGGUGGGGCAUUCCACUCUAAAAAUGUUCGUGAAAUUGGAUGGUCAUGCAGAGGGUACAAUUCACAUGUUUCACAUGCAAUCACAUAAUCAUCAGGCUACAGAUGUUGCUUGUAAAACAUGAAAAUCUAAUAACACUUUCCACUGCAUGCAUUAUUGAUGGUGUAGAGUAACUCCAUCAAUACUAUUACUUGGUCAAUAGAGCAACGAGUCAUUUGAUUUAGCUUUAAUUUUAGUAAUAUACCAUAUUUCCUCACAUAAUAGCCAUCCCUCAAUUAAUCGCCUCCCUCAAAUAAUCGCCCCCUUUAAAUUCUUUAAAUCCCAAUGGUGUCCAACAUCAAUAUUCUCCUAACACUAUCCAUACAUUGUUAAGAGAUUAGGUUAUGAGAAUUAAUAAAAUGAUCACCAAAGAGAAAUACCUUGAUCUUUUACCAAAUUCUCUUAAGGAAAUCUAUGAAGACUAGUUUGGAGAAUUUGUAUGUGGAUAUUGGGAAUUAAAGGGUUAAAAUAUUUGCCUCCAUCAAGUUGUCGGAAAAAGUGCACACGACAAUCUUGAAAGGUAUUGUGGGUGGUUUUUAGUUCACUGUUUUUCAAAGAAAUUUCAAAGAAUGGCACGAGAGGCUAUGGACAUAUGUUUGCAAUGGCUAAAGGAAAGCAACAAAAGUACUGUAGGUUCGACAGCUACAGUGUUAAGAACAAGUGUAUUGAUCAUAUCCCAUAUUACCUUUCGGGAUUGCAAAAAAUGUAAACCACUCAUCGCCCACCUUAAGUUUACACUCUUUUAAAGGCUUCUGGUCCAAAAAGACACCCUGUCCAAGGCACUUAAUGGUGGAUUUGUGUACCCUGUGUAAGACUCAAGACCGUGGAAAUGAUUCCUCGUUGAUUAGCACAUAUCCGUAUAGGCCAAAUAAGGGAAUGCACCCCCCCCCCCCCCCCCCCCCGGGGUGUGCACCCAAAAAUAAAAAAUUUUCUCUAAAAAAAAAAAAAAAAAAAAGAAAAAAAAAAAAUUAAAUAUAAUCCCACACAGAGGACACUACUUGUGAUAAAAAUAAAAAAAAAAAAAAAAUUUAUUAUUUACAGGUGUACAUAAAAAAAAAUAAACCCCCCCACCCCCCCCCUAAAUUUACACCCCUUUAAAGGGUUUUUGUCCAAAAAAACACCCCGUCCAAGGCACCUAAUGGUGGAUUUUGGUACCCCGUGUAAAACCCAAAACCCGGGAAAAGAUUCCCCCUUGAUUAACCCCAAUCCCUAAAGGCCAAAAAAAGGAAAGCCCCCCCCCCCCCCCGCCCACAGGGUUAGCUACCAUAAUUUUAAUACUUUUCUGAUAAAAAGAAAAAACUGAGAAGUAAAAAUAAAUUUCUAAUAGGUCCCCCAAGUUGGGCACCUUUUUGGUAAUAAUAUGAAAAAAUAGUAAUGUUUGACUGUUGUACAAAUUCCUUUCAGUUAAAGUGCUGUGGAAAUUUGGGUGACCCAUGUGCAACCUGCAAGACUUGUUAUAAUGCUCUGGAGGAUUUAGUGAAUCAUCUUCUAAAAGUGGCUGGUGGUGUUGGAUUGUUCUUCAGUUUUACUUUGGUAAGUUUCUUAUGUACAAAUGUGCAUAGCCUGCCAUUUUGGGGCACAGGGAGGUACUCCAGAUUUCAAGUGACAGGGGUGAUCAUAGGGGGGGCAAAAAACAAAACCCAAAAAAAUCCCUGGACCAAAUAUUAACCCCCAAAAAAUCCCAUACAGCACUUACAAAGCCACUCAUAUGGGCACUACCAUGAAUCUUCAGAUUGUUUUGAAUACCCAGAAAAAUCCCUACUUAAAUCAAGUCACCCAAGAAAAUACUUGCCAUUGAAUUUUCCUACCUCCCCCCCCCGCCCCACAAAAAAAAAUAUAUAUAUCCCGGAAUAAAAAAUUUCAAACCCAAAAAAUCCUUCAAUCAUCCCUGUCACCUGAAACCCGGAGCACCCCCACUGGGUUUUGGGGGAGCCUGCUCGCAGGUUAGAAUUAGUGUACACCAACAGUAAUAAUUAAUGGUUCAUGAGACUUCAAGGGGAGUCUAUUCUAGUCUGUAUUUAUAUGCUUUGGUUGUACUAGAAGUGCAUGCAGCUUAAAUCCUACUAGUUUAAAACCACUCCUGUCUACUUUAACUAGUUUAGAGAAGCAUUUAAUAAAUUUAUCCAAAAGAUAGAACAUAACAGGGGGCAGCUGGCAGGAGGCAACCUUUCGGCUAUUUUACAAGGUGGUUGAUGAGUUGUACUCAGACUGCUGAUGAUCAGGGGACUUGAUACCAGAACCUCCAGAUUGUAUGUCUGAUGCAGACACACUGUCUAGUAUGCCAAACUGCCUCCAUUAAAAAAUGAGCAAUUAGAUGACUGUGUUGCAGCCAAAGAAGCGAUUUGUGUAAUAUCAAGAAUCAUGAUUAACAAUUAGAAUUUCAAACUUAAAGAAGACAACCAAAAUUGUAAGUUUCAGCAGUUAUCCAUUGAGAAUAUGCUCAGCGUUUUCUCUAGAGCCUCAGAUUAAUGGGAAUAUGGUCUGAGUAAGAGGUAUGGCCCUGGUUGUUCAAACUUUAGACAGCAAGUAAUUGCGCUAUCCUCUGGAUGGAGAUUUGAAUCCAAUGUAUAGCGUAUCCAUCUUUUGAACAACUGGGGCCUGUUGCUUUUAACCACAUUGCUUGCCAAAGUUUAACAAGACAUUUGUAGAGUUUGAUCUUUAACCAUUGGUAAUUAAGGAACUUUCUGGUUACUUCAGGGACACUAUGUAAAUUUCUUUUAACUCUGUUUCAUAAAAAUGUAACAGUUCAAGUCUGAUCUCUGCUCCUCAUUUUUUCUGCUGACUUCCUUCUCUGUUUCUAUCUCUCACAGUUGUUUGGUGUAUACAUGACAUGCCGAUACAGGAAUCAGAAGGAUCCUCGAGCCAACCCUGGGGCAUUUCUAUAG
Messenger RNA from Porites evermanni, 6543 nucleotides. The record is from the annotation of a GenBank genome assembly. NCBI's taxonomy places the organism in Eukaryota, Metazoa, Cnidaria, Anthozoa, Scleractinia, Poritidae.